This is a messenger RNA of Diuraphis noxia (Russian wheat aphid), 825 nucleotides long. Its product is annotated as wurstfest. Lineage: Eukaryota; Metazoa; Arthropoda; Insecta; Hemiptera; Aphididae. The record is from RefSeq and is a predicted model, not a curated record.
AUGGAUAKGGAAAAUAAUGACGAAGACAACAACACCUCACACAUAUCUAAAUUGAAGAACAGUAAUAACGGGGACAUUGUUAAGAAUACCGAACAAGGAACGAUUUCAUUUCAAUUCAAAAAUGGGAUUUCUGUAGACAUAACUCUCGAUGGAUCGAUCAGAAUGGCAAAUCAAACUGCAAAUGCCGUAGCAGCUGUAAAUGCAACCGGUAACAUAUCGGCCGUCAUGCACCCUGUUGGUUUUAUGUAUAAAAAAGAUGAUAUUGUCCACGUACAGGCAAAUGACAUUAAUUUUGGAAAUCACAAGUUGGCGAAAAUAAAGUCGACGGGUAUCCACUUCAAAGCCAUCAAAAGCCCACUAGUGUACUUGGUGGACGAAGCAGGCGUGAGAACAAACUUUUCGGAGAACUUUAUGCGCAUGGACAGGGACAUCACGUUGGACGUGCUGUACAAGGAUUGUCGACACGGGGCCAUGUACGUAAACGUGUGUAACGAUUUGCUGUCAGAUAUCAAGAGCACAGUCCUAGAGACCGGUACUGAAUGGAGACUUUACGACGUAUCGGUGGUACAAGAGAACGUUCACGGAUUCGUCAGGGUAAUCAAAGACGGUCGCGAAAAGUACGAAAUCCGGUCCUCGGCGUCCAUCGGCACGAUAAAUCUGUACUCGGACGCGGUAGACUGCACGGCGUCGCAUGGCAUCAAUCAUUAUUUCUUCGUCAAAAAGAACAAGAGCCGCAUUCAUUAUGAGGUGCGCAACAAGUUCAUGGUGCGGUACGGUGGCUAUCAUACCGGUUUCAACGAGUGCAACGAAUUUUCGUUUUUCUGA